Messenger RNA from Panonychus citri (citrus red mite), 1150 nucleotides. Its product is annotated as L-xylulose reductase-like. Lineage: Eukaryota; Metazoa; Arthropoda; Arachnida; Trombidiformes; Tetranychidae. Gene Ontology annotation, biological process: xylulose metabolic process; glucose metabolic process. The transcript has 4 exons. The record is from RefSeq and is a predicted model, not a curated record. Bases 113 to 847 code for a protein of 244 amino acids. Gene Ontology annotation, molecular function: L-xylulose reductase (NADPH) activity; carbonyl reductase (NADPH) activity.
UUUUUUUUUCUAAAUCAUCAUCAGUCUUACAAUUAGAAUUGAAUCAACUCUAAUUGUAAUUUGAUUUGAGUUCAUUUUUCAUAAGUCAGUUGAGAAUCAAUUUGAUUACAUUAUGGACAUUUCGUUCAAUGGUAAACGAGCUCUUGUCACUGGAGCAGGAAGAGGGAUUGGGAGAGAGACCGUUAAAAGGUUGGUGAAACUCGGUGCCGAUGUCGUUGCUCUGAGUAAGACACUCGAAAAUCUUGAAACUCUCAAAGCAGAGUUACCAUCAAUUAAGAUUGUUCAAUGUGACCUGGCACAUUGGAAUGAGACAAAAAGUGUAAUAUCUUCAUUGGAUACAAUUGAUUUACUGGUUAACAAUGCGGCAUUUGGACAAAAUAAUGCCAUUGGAACCGUCGAUGAGGAAAUUUGUGACAUUCAUUUUAAUAUCAAUGUAAAAGCGAUCAUCAAUGUUACUCAGCAAGUUGUUGCUAAACUUAAGGCCGAAGGUAAAUCGGGAUCGAUUGUCAAUAUCUCUAGUCAAGCGGGAAUGGUGGCCUUACAAGAUCAUGUGGUCUACUGUGCAUCGAAAGGUGCUGUUGAUCAGAUAACUCGAGUUUCAGCUUUAGAACUUGGUCCAUUUAAUAUUCGUUGUAAUUCUGUCAAUCCGACCGUUGUUCUUACUGAAUUGGGUAGAAAGGGUUGGUCAGAACCGACCAAGCGAGAUUGGAUGUUGAACCAAAUUCCACUUCGUCGAUUUGCCGAAGUAGAUGAAGUUGUGGACGCUAUUGUUUUCCUUCUUAGCGAUCGAUCUUCAAUGAUCAAUGGUGCUAUUCUUCCGAUUGAUGGUGGAUUCACCGCUUGUUGAUCAUCAAUAUCAUCUUGAUUGGUCAAUUCACCUAAUUGGACAUUCGUCUUAUACAAAUUAUCAACUAAUUGCAACAUUUACCUGGUUUCAAAUGGGAAUUUCAAAACGAUCUUUUCAUUUAGUAAUAACGUCAUUGAUUAAGUUUUAAUAACGAUUUAUUGGAUUAUAUAAAAAAAAGACGAGGAAACAAAUCAACCGAUUAAGAUUUGACUAUUGAUUAAUUAGUCUCGUAAAUUGUUUGAUUGAAACUGAAUUUGUAACAUUUUAACAUUAAAUUGUUGAUGAAAAAAUAUUCAUAAUUAA